CCGUGAGACGUUCACGGAGCCGAUCUCACUGAAUUCUUGAGAAGUCAUUGCUAGAGAGACACAAGUUGGUGAAGAUGCGCUGAAACCGAGACGGCUGCCGACGACUCGAGUUGAUUGCGGUGUUUUAUCCAGACCGACGGAACGGAAAGGGUCUAAAAACAACUUCCGAGAUGACUGAGCUUCAAGCAAAGUAGAAUUUUACACUUGAAAUCAACAUACAUAUAUAUACGUCUAUAUUUUACAGUUUUCAUUCAUUGGUAGUUAUCAUCGUACCAUGAGAACCCGGGAGCAAUGUCUUUUUUGAUGAAAAAGAAGAAGUUUAAGUUUCAAGUGCACUUCACAUUGGAGGAGCUUACAGCGGUGCCUUUCGUCAACGGUGUGCUUUUCUGCAAAAUCCGGCUGAUUGAUGGCGGGGACUUUGCCAUUUUGUCAUCCAGGGAGGAGGUGCAGCAGAACUGUGUUCGAUGGAGGAAGAAGUUUUCUUUUGUGUGUAAAAUGAGUGCCAGUCCAAACACUGGAGUGUUGGAUCCCUGCAUCUGCCGGGUCUCUGUACGUAAGGAGCUCAAAGGUGGAAAGGCCUUCUCAAAGCUAGGUUUUGCUGAUCUCAACAUUGCAGAGUUUGCUGGUUCAGGCUCCACAGUUCGCUGCUGCAUUCUUGAGGGUUAUGACACCAAAAACAUUCGACAGGACAAUUCUAUCCUUAAGGUAACGAUUGGGACAACUCUGCUGUCCGGGGAUCCCUGCUUUAAAACACUUCCAUGCACAACCACAUCUGUCUCUCUUGGGGAUGAGGACCCCACCCUGCAGCUGGACUGUAAGGGUGAGAGCAUUGAUUCCACCAUGCAGACGCUAGGUGGCAUUUUUGAGGGUCCCGGAGCUUUAAAACCCAGAGAGUCGUCAGUACGUAGCUCAGGGCUUCCUGAGGAGGGAGGGAGUGUGUCCAGCCCAGAUGAGGUCUUUCAUACUUCUCAUUUCCGCAGCUCCAGCUCUGCCAGCCAGCACAGCAAGAUCUCAGGCUACAGCACAGCUCACUCUCGCUGCUCCAGCCUGACUGACCUCGGUCACCAGAGGAACACGUCCUCCAGCAGCAGCGUCUCCUGUGGGUUGGCUCCACCCUCCCAGCUGGCUCCCUCUACCCCCACCGAGCUGCACCAACAAGGCACGCCCACCAGACCAGGGAGACCUCCUCUACCCUCUGCAGCUGCCCUCAUGAACAACAGAUCCUCCAGGAGAAAGAAGGAGAGUGUGGAGACGCAGCCCAGCUGUGUGGACGACACCCGCAUUGAUGCAGAUGACAUUGUGGACAAGAUUGUCCAGAGUCAGAACUUUUCUGACAGCAGCAACAAUGAAGACAGCAACUUGAGACUGUUUGUCAGCAAAGAUGGGACCACUGCCCUCAGCGGGACACAGCUCUCCAGCAGAGGAACAGCUGGUGUUUUUGAGCCGGUGGUCAUCGAGACUCACUGAGGCGUGGCUCGGAAUAAGACUGUGAAGACUAGGUAUUUUAUAUAAUCAGAGGAUGGAAGGUCUAUAACAAACAAUUAAUCUAUUUUCUCAAAUACUGGACACAGCCUUAUUUAUUGUUUUUUAGGUCAAGUUAAGAAAAAAAUAUGUUAUACUGAUUUCAUUCUGGUUGCCUUGUUAUUUCAUAGGUUUUGUUGUUAGCUAUUAGCUUUGACUUAUUUAAUGUACACAGGUAAGCAAUUCUUAAUCUGGAGUUGUGACAAAUGACUUUCACAGCAUGAAUGAGGUGCCUAAAAUGACUGAGUUGACUCCUUCCUUAAGGACAUUCAGUUCUGUUCUGUUCAUUAAUUAUUAUCUUGAAUUGCAGUCACAUUCCUUUUUGGUUUGUUCUUUGUUUGUACAGCUGUUGUGCUACAUUUUAGCGAUACUGGCUGGUUUGAAAAUGAUCACUAAUACACUAAUACAUCUUUAACAUUCAUAAACAUGUGGUGAUAUUUAUAUAUAUACAUGUUAUGUACAUUAUAUGCAAAAAAUCAAUAUGUAUAUAUAUACUGUAUAUUACAAUCAUAAGUGACAGGAGAAGGCAGAGCAAAGAUCAUCUGAACGCUGAAUGAGACAUUUUAGGUAUCGUAAGGUUAGAAUUGUCUUUAAUAAAGAGACCAAAUGAUUAAUCAUUUGCCCAUAUCAUCGAUAACUGAGCUAUGCAGAAGUCCUGUUUCACUGUACAGGGGUUUUCUUUCCUCAUUACUGGACUAGGGACCAGUAUGAAACACACCCAGUGAAACGUUGACCAGUCCGUACUGCAGAAAUGACUUGAACAACAGCUUGAAACCACCACAUGUGGUAAUAGUAGUGAAACACUGAAAUAACGCAGCGUUCAGAAAUGCUUGGUCAUUGCGUAAAACAUGAACAUUUCUGAGUUUUUAUGGGGAAGAAGCACCUGCUUUUCAAAAUACAAAAUACAAGAAUGAAUGUCUGCAAUCAAUUGUUAUCCAUAUUAUUUAUCCCUCAUAAUGUAUAAGUACAGAAGUCAAAUAUUGUUUAAUAUGAUUUUGACAUCAUUUUAAGGCUUUACGGGUUGAUGAAAACCCUUCAAAUGCAGCAGAAGGUCUUUCUGAGCUGUUGUUCUCUUCUUUGAUUUUGAUGUCAUGUGAUCACUCUAUAUACGCAUCUAAUAUACUAUUUUGCACAUGUUUGCUUUGUGGGGAUUGGAAAAACCACUAAAAGCAUAUGGGGAUUGUAUAGCUGUGUAAAAUGACAUGUGAAAUAUCUUUUCUGUUUUUGUUGUCUUUCAAUGCUGUUGUUAUGGGACAAAUGUAGUCCGGUGAAUAUGUCAAAGAGUUUGUCUUAUGAGACACAUGUUCAUAUGGCUGGCCAUAUGUAGCCGUUCAUUCUCUGGACUUAAAAAAUACUAAUCGCAGUAAAUCACAUUUUAAAUUAAUCAGGGACUAAAUACAGUUUUCUAGUGAUGUACUUGCUGGCUCACCAAUGAGAACGCACGGAUUAGCUGAGUUCGGAAUGCCGACUACAGGAUAUGAAAUGUUUCACAUUGCGACAGGCUGCAAAGAAAAGUUACUUAGAACUGCAUUGAUGCUUAGAGCUGCACGAGGGGCAGUAAACACAACAUAUUGAAGUUGUUGCUGCACAUGGACUGUGAGUAAAGAGGCUCAGCACCCAGCUCUCAGUCUGCAGUGUGUGUUCAUUCCACUAUACACACUCUAUGCUGUACAUGAAUGUUUGUCCUUUUUAUCGUUAUCCUUUACCAUUAAGUCCUGUACUGUGUGAGUUCAGUGAUACGACUUUUUGGAUCAAUGUGUAAGGCAACAUCAGGCCUAAUUUGACUUUUUUAUUUGUCAAACUAUAUGUAACAAAUCAUUUCAUAGAUAUAAAUUUGCUGAAUUGAUAUUUAUAGAAAUAAUCUGUGAUACCAGAUCAACUCUAUUGUUCCUGGUUCCCAAUCCAGCUUGAAUCGGCAUAGGACCUGUAUUGGUUUUGGCACAUCUCUCGUAAAAACAGUGGAGAUGUAGGAUUAAACUGGUAAACAGAGUGGAUACUGGGGUUGUCACACGGGGCUCAGCCACAGUUUUCCAUUGCUAUCUACACUAAGCACUAGAACGACUUUAACAUUAACCUUCAUACCGUAAGGUGGUGUUCAUUUUCGAUGCUCUACGGUUGCCAUUCCUGUAUCUUUAAACAAAUGUGCUCUUUAAGUAUGAAUGAGGUCAUUCCCACCUUGUACACAUCCAGUGAUUAGAAACUGUUGUUACACAUCCAUCCAAUUCGGUUUCCUUUUAUUUUCAGACCAGCAGGCUGGUCUGCAGAUGUAUUUGGAAUUCCAUAUCAAAUAGAUAUUGUAUGGUGGGAUGGGAUAUUGUAGGAGGGUCUGUUGGUGAAUUGUCUGAUGCUUUGAUUUGUUCUCUCAAUACCUGUAAUAAUUAUUUCUUUGUACCUGACCAUUGGAACCUAUGACCUUGCGUUGCAUGUUUUUUCAUUCAGUAAGAAGGUGUAGUGACUGAUCUUAGUGAGGCGCUGGGCUCGCUGCAGAGGAAGAUCCUGUUUCUUACUCUCGUUGACACAGAGAUUCCAGGUCUUUCGUCUCUUUGGGUGAUGUACCCAAUUAUUACUGUUCACAAUUUAUAAUGCACACUUUUAUAUAACUUGGCUUCCUGGCCAGCUCUGUCUGUCUUAGUUUGCGCUAGAAACCGUGUGGUCCUCCGUCACCCCUGCAUCAUUAUCCCUGUGCCCCAUUAUACCCUCCCUCACUAAUACACACUGCCGCCCGUGGUCACCCUGAGAUAGGAGCCCAAUUCUAACAUAUUAAAGACAGACGUAACUACUGGUUCCCACAGAAAGUUUUUGUUCUUUCCUGGUGAUUUGAAAACAUUGUUGAGUAAUUAUAUUGGAUUUUUUUUGUGGACAGAAAAUGGAAACAUUUUUUACUGUUCUAAUUUAAUUUAUCAAAUGAAAAUUGCUGCUCAAAUUGGAUCUAUACUUUUAAAAAUGAAAAUGAAAAUAAAC
Pungitius pungitius (ninespine stickleback) is the source of this 4482-nucleotide messenger RNA. RefSeq names its product estrogen-induced osteoclastogenesis regulator 1b (gene eeig1b). The record is from RefSeq and is a predicted model, not a curated record. Lineage: Eukaryota; Metazoa; Chordata; Actinopteri; Perciformes; Gasterosteidae. The coding region runs from base 292 to 1467 and encodes 391 amino acids. The transcript has 12 exons.